CCCACAGCGAGCCCAGAAGAGGCGCAGCACAGCACACUCCUCCGGCACCGAGCCCUCCGCCCCGCCCCGCGCCCGACCCGAAACCCCAGCCGAUCGGCGGCGGCCGGCCGGCGGAGAUGUCGCUGACGGAGGUCAGGAUCGGCGAGGAGGUGUGGCUCACCUGCCUCUCCCACGCCCUCACCACCGAGACCGAGGAGGUCAUGGGCCUCCUCCUCGGCGACGUCGUGUCCUCCAGCAAGGGCGGCUCCACGGCGGUGAUAUGGGGCGCGUCGCCGCAGAUGAGGUGCGAGCGGAAGAAGGACCGCGUCGAGGUCAACCCCGAGCUGCUCGCCGCCGCGUCGGCGCAGGCCGAGGUAAUGACGGCCACCAUCGGGAAGACGACCCGGGUGAUCGGCUGGUACCACUCGCACCCGCAUAUCACCGUCCUGCCUUCCCAUGUAGAUGUGCGUACCCAGGCUAUGUUUCAGUUGCUAGAUCCAGGCUUUGUUGGGCUGAUAUUUUCCUGUUUUAGUGAAGAUGCUCAAAAGGUUGGGAAAAUCCAAGUGAUUGCCUUCCAGUCACUCGAUGGGACACAGAACACACAGCGUGCUAUUGUUCCUGUUAUUACCAAUCCUGUCAUUAACCUUGAACCAUCUUGGAGUUCAUCCGAUAGCUCAUUAGCAUUGAUUGAGGGCAUUGAACAGGACACUGGAGAUUCUAGAGCUUCAAACGGAAGCAAGGUCUGGGGAAGAUCUCAGGAUAUGGAUCUGUAUCCUUCUUUGGACACAAAUCAUUCGGCAAGACAUCUACCAAUAGAAAACGCUAUUGUUCCUUUCGAACCGGAAAACAGUGCUGGGCCCUCUAUUGAUCAAGAUGGUUCAGAUCUGUCCCCAAGCAUACAGGAGGCUUUGCACCGGUCAACCAUGGACAUAAGUGGUGCAGAGUAUAAAAGGAAGGAGGUGCCACUUAAAGUAUUCCCUACAAGGCAUCUGCUAAAGCUGGACACUACGUUGAGUUCGUACUGUGAUAUGCAGCGUGUCCUUUUUGAAGAGGAACAAUCAGCAUAUAACCAAGCCAUGCUUCAGAAUAUUUGUGAUGGGAAGAUGCACCCACUUACAUCUAUGCACCAUACCUCCACAUAUAAUGCUUCUCUAUGCAAACUGAUGGAAUACUGCUUGAGCCCUGCUAUAACUGUGCUUCAGGACCGUGUGAAAGAAAACGAACUUCGGUUAGCUAUGCUAGUGGAGGAGGCUAAACAACUGGAGGCCGAGCAGAGCACGAAAACUGGCUCUCCUCGCCGUGCGAUGCCCGGAGGGACUACCAGUGGCAUCACUUCGCCAAGGGGCCAGGACAAGUACCCUUCCGGCAGACAAGGGGGCCCUAUAAGCCCUAGCAGCAGCGGCCGGAGGAAGGCUCCUUGACUCGGACCUUGCUCGCCAUUAUGUCAUGAUGGAUAGUCCGAUUCUGGGCCCUGCCUGAUGCUUUCUGGAACCCCAAACCUGUCCCUUGGCGCGAGGGGUGAAGUCGCAAUGCAAAUGUACAUACCCAUCUCCUUUCAGCGCCUGGCCCGCCGUCCUUCUGUGGAAGUAACCAACCAACAGUGGUUCCCUUUUGCUUUGUGUUGUCCUUGCGCCAAAUCCUUUUGCCUGGUUGCGCUGAGCUUGUAAUGUGUACUCACUGACGCGACGAGUCUCGGGGCAGUGGUUGCGCUGAGCUUGUAAUGUGUACUCACUGGCGCGACGAGUCUCGGGCAGGCUUUCUAGUUGGAAGAAACUCUUGUACCAAUCCUGUUGUCGAAAUGUUCAGGGGAAGCCUCGCUUGCCUAA
Molecule: messenger RNA, 1805 nt
Organism: Triticum dicoccoides
Lineage: Eukaryota; Viridiplantae; Streptophyta; Magnoliopsida; Poales; Poaceae
Product: lys-63-specific deubiquitinase BRCC36-like
Exons: 10
Coding region: 117-1400 (427 amino acids)
Biological process (GO): DNA repair; protein K63-linked deubiquitination
Cellular component (GO): BRCA1-A complex; BRISC complex
Molecular function (GO): metallopeptidase activity; cysteine-type deubiquitinase activity; protein binding
Source: RefSeq, a predicted model, not a curated record